AUGUCCUCACCGAUGUCAGUACCCCGCUCGCCUACCUCGAUUGUUCAAUGUCUACGCAGUAGCGCCUCCAAGUACGUAGCGCCUGCCAUCCACACAUCCACCACCUUCCGCUAUCCACGCAAUCAUGAGGCCCUCCAGCCCGUCCCCGUCUCCACCGGCGAAGUAAUCGACUUACAAACACCCCUCAUCUACUCGCGCCUCGCCUCGUCCAACAUCAACCGCCUCGAGACCAUCUUAGCACCUCUCGUAUUUCCAGGCACAGAUGAAAAGGAACUGGACCAGCUCGCCAACCAUGUCGUCAGCUAUAGCUCCGGACUGAGUGCCUUUCACGCCCUCCUCGUCAAUGUUGUCCCCAAGGUGAUCGCCAUAUCAGGAGGGUAUCACGGAUGCCAUGGAGUCAUUGGACUGCAUCAGAAGAUGAACGGUUUGAAGACGGUCGACUUGCACGCCGAUGACAAGGCCUGGGAUGAGGCUGGUCUGGGCAAAGGCGAUAUCGUGCAUUUAGAGACACCGUUGAACCCCACAGGCGAGGCAUUCGAAAUUCAGAAGUAUGCGGAUCGAGCGCACAAGAGGGGCGCUCUGCUCAGCGUGGACGCGACAUUCGGCCCGCCUGGAUUGCAGGACCCGUUUGCUUGGGGCGCUGACAUCGUAAUGCACAGCGGGACGAAGUACAUUGGUGGCCACAGCGACAUCCUUUGCGGCGUUCUGGCCGUGAAGAAGGGUGCGGAUGGAAAGAAGAUGGCAGGAGGGUUGCGAGACGAUCGUAUUUUCCUCGGCUCCGUCCUGGGUAGUUUGGAGGGCUGGCUGGGCGUCCGCAGUCUGCGUACAAUGGAACUCCGUGUACAGCGACAAUCUUCCAAUGCAACGGACCUCGUCUUGUGGCUGACAAAUGCGCUCAAAGGAAACGGAGAAGGCAGCGAGGUUGUGUCCAAAGUCGUUUCAGAGGUCAAGCAUGCCAGUCUUCAAGAAACCGACUUCUCCUGGCUCCAGAAGCAGAUGCCCAACGGCUUUGGGCCCGUGUUCUCUUUCUACACCAAGACGCCAGAGCAAGCGCGCCAAUUACCCUCACACCUGCGCCUGUUCCACCACGCUACGAGUCUAGGUGGUGUAGAGAGCUUGAUCGAGUGGAGGCGUAUGUCUGACUCUGGUGUCGACGAGAGGUUGCUUCGUGUGAGCGUGGGCGUGGAGAAUUGGGAAGAUCUGAGGGAUGACUUCAUCCAAGCUUUCGAGAAGCUGGCGUCGGGUGAGAAGGUUGAAAGCGGGAUCUUGGUGGAUGUCCAGACUGGAGAGAAAGGCGCAAAAGUAGAGGGUGGUGCUGACGGCGCUGUGUAA
Messenger RNA from Didymosphaeria variabile, 1332 nucleotides. RefSeq lists its product as uncharacterized. The coding region runs from base 1 to 1332 and encodes 443 amino acids. The transcript is spliced from 2 exons. Lineage: Eukaryota; Fungi; Ascomycota; Dothideomycetes; Pleosporales; Didymosphaeriaceae. Gene Ontology annotation, cellular component: cytoplasm. The record is from RefSeq and is a predicted model, not a curated record. Gene Ontology annotation, biological process: transsulfuration. Gene Ontology annotation, molecular function: pyridoxal phosphate binding; carbon-sulfur lyase activity.